UUCCAGGUACUCAUGGAACCAGAAUUUGGGGCCAAUGAAACAGUUGUUACUGAGUUCAUCCUGCUGGGAUUGGUGGAGACACCAGGGCUGCGACCAGUUGUCUUUGUCCUCUUCCUCUUGGCCUACCUGGUCACAGUCGGGGGCAACCUCAGCAUCCUGGCAGCCAUCUUGGUAGAGCCCAAACUCCACACCCCCAUGUACUUCUUCCUAGGGAAUCUAUCGGUCUUAGAUGUUGGUUGUAUCAGUGUCACUGUGCCAUCGAUGUUGAGUCGUCUCUUGUCCCACAAGCAGAUAGUUCCCUAUGGAGCCUGCCUCACUCAGCUCUUCUUCUUUCAUCAGUUGGCUGGAGUGGACUGCUUCCUGUUGACAGCCAUGGCCUAUGACCGAUUCCUGGCCAUCUGCCGACCUCUCACCUAUAGCACCCGCAUGAGCCAGACAGUCCAAAGGAUAUUGGUGGCUGUGUCUUGGGUCUGUGCCUUCACCAAUGCACUGACCCAUACUGUAGCCAUAUCCACACUCAACUUCUGUGGCCCCAACGUGAUCAAUCACUUCUACUGUGACCUCCCACAGCUCUUUCAGCUCUCCUGCUCCAGCAUCCAACUCAAUGAGCUUUUGCUCUUUGGUCUGGGUAUCCUCAUGGCAGGUGCACCUAUGAUUCUCAUUGUUACCUCCUAUAUCCAUGUGGCAGCUGCUGUCCUGAGAAUCCGCUCUGCUGAGGGCAGGAAAAAGGCCUUCUCUACAUGUGGCUCCCACCUCACUGUUGUGGGCAUCUUCUAUGGGACAGGCGUCUUCAACUACAUGAGGCUGGGUUCAGUGGAGGCCUCUGACAAAGACAAGGGCAUUGGCAUCCUCAACACUGUCAUCAGUCCCAUGCUGAACCCACUCAUCUACAGCCUUAGAAACCCUGAUGUGCAGGGUGCCCUGAGGCGAGUACUCACAGGGAAGCGAGCUCUGGGAUGA
This is a messenger RNA of Tupaia belangeri chinensis (Chinese tree shrew), 960 nucleotides long. RefSeq names its product olfactory receptor 3A1. The transcript has a single exon. Bases 13 to 960 code for a protein of 315 amino acids. The record is from RefSeq and is a predicted model, not a curated record. Lineage: Eukaryota; Metazoa; Chordata; Mammalia; Scandentia; Tupaiidae. Gene Ontology annotation, cellular component: membrane. Gene Ontology annotation, biological process: G protein-coupled receptor signaling pathway. Gene Ontology annotation, molecular function: olfactory receptor activity; G protein-coupled receptor activity.